UGAGUGGCUGGAAUAUUUUCCCGCGAAACUUCUGUUCGUUUCCCCUCACUUCCCCCGAGCCUCUAACUGAAGCUGGUUUUCACUAAAACUACAGGGAGAGUCCAGGUUUCCUCCAGAACCGAGCAGAAGGACGGUUUUAAUCUUCCCGCUCCGGUUCCGAGCCGCCAGCAGGACCGACAGGAUGAAGUAUUUCACCAGGCUGAGAGUCAAACGGAUCUACGAGUGGCGCGGAGCUCCAAUCGGCUUCAACAGAAAACUCAAAACUUCUGAAUAUGGCUCCCUCUCCAUCAGGGUGGAGGGUUUCCCUCAGACCACCGUCAUCCGCGCCGGGCAGCACAUCCUGAUUGAGGGCGAUGAUGACGACAACCCGUACGUCGCCAGAGUUCUGCGGCUGUUUGCAGACGAGAGCGGCGCGCAGAAGAAGGCCGUGGUCCAGUGGUUCGUCCGGGUGUCCGAAGUGCCGCCGAGCAAACUGAAGCUGCUGGGCAGAAGCCCUCACCCACAGGAAGUCUUCUUCUACGAAGGUCGCAGCUGUGAGGACGAGGUCAACGCAGAGUCCGUCCUCCGACCCGUUCAGGUGAGGCACCUGGAGGCCGCCGCUCCGUUCCCCGUCUCUGCGGACGGAGACACUUUCUACGUCAAACUGUCCUGGGAUUCCAGAACCUUCCGACCCGUCGACCCGUCUCUCCGCCGCGCCCUCCCCGCCCCAGACCCCGCCGUGAUGCGCGGCGCCACGGCAACGCCAGCGAGCAGCAGGAAGCCCGGCGCCGAGGCCGAGUCGCUGCACUCCCUCACCAAACUGUCGGCCUCCAAAUGCCUCAGCGCCAAGCGGCGCGGCGCCACCCAGAGGACGCCCGGCAUCCGCAAGAGGCUGCAGCUCAGCAGUCCGGACGAGCCGGCGGCGCUCAGAGACGACGUCCUGCAGCAGCUGCUGGAGGCGGAGCUACUGGCGGCGGGGCGGUCUGCCGCCGCGGCGUCCCCCUCCGACCCCCACCGCAUCACCCACAGCCUCACCCCCCGCCGCAGGACCAGCAGGACACCCGGUCGCCGUGACGACGUCCCCCUGACGCCACGCUCCUCCCGCCGCCGGGAGUCCCAGAGCGAGAUGGACAGUCCGUCGGCUGGAGACGACCCCAGCAGCAGAACCAGCAGCAGGAGGAAGGAGGUCCAGACUGGGACGGAACCGGUUCUGGAGGUUCUAGACGAGGAGGAGGAGAACGGCGCCCUGAGGGUCUCCAGGAGGAAGUCGGCUCUGAAGGUGUCGUCUCGGAUCAGGAAGCAGCUGAACCUUCUGGACGGCCAGCUGAGCUCUGAUGAAGACGAGGAAGAGGAGGAGUUUGUUCCCUCCAGGAAGGAGCUGCAGAGCAGCGACGAAGAGGAGGAGGAGGAUGAAGAGUUGGCGGCGAAGAAGAGCCGCCGCUCCUCUUCCUCUCAUACGAAGCAGAAAACCCGAACGCCGAAGAAGACGCCGAGGAAGGCCGGUCCAAUCACGCCGCGGAGGCACCGCCACGUCACGCCCAGCAUCCCGAACCGGGCCCAGCCGGCCCGUCGCCCCGGCAACGUCCUGGAGGAGGCCAGAGCCAGGCUCCACGUGUCGGCCGUGCCGGAGUCGCUGCCCUGCAGGGAGCAGGAGUUCCAGGACAUCUACAGCUUCGUGGAGAGCAAGGUCCUGGACGGAACCGGAGGGUGCAUGUACGUGUCCGGCGUCCCUGGGACGGGGAAGACGGCCACGGUGCAGGAAGUGAUGCGCUGCCUGCAGCUCGCCGCCGAGCAGGACGAGAUCCCGCCGUUCGUCUACGUCCAGAUCAACGGGAUGAAGAUGACCGACCCCCACCAGGCCUACGCCCAGAUCCUGCAGAAGCUGACGGGUCAGAAAGCCACGGCUGACCACGCCGCCGCGCUGCUGGAGAAAAGGUUCAGCAAUCCGGCGCCGAGGAAGGAGACGACCGUGCUGCUGGUGGACGAGCUGGACCUGCUGUGGACCAGGAAGCAGAACGUGAUGUACAACCUGUUCGACUGGCCGACGCGGCGCCACGCCCGCCUGGUGGUGCUGGCCAUCGCCAACACCAUGGACCUGCCGGAGCGGAUCCUCAUCAACCGCGUGGCCAGCAGGCUGGGUCUGACCCGGAUGUCCUUCCAGCCGUACUCCUUCAAGCAGCUGCAGCAGAUCGUCACGUCUCGCCUCAACAAGCUGAAGGCCUUCGAGGACGACGCGCUGCAGCUCGUCUCCAGGAAGGUGGCGGCGCUGUCGGGCGACGCCCGCAGGUGCCUGGACAUCUGCCGGCGGGCGACGGAGAUCUGCGAGCGCUCGGCGGCGGGGCUGGUGGGGAUGAGCCACGUGAUGGAGGCGCUGGACGAGAUGUUCUCCUCGCCGUACGUCGCCGCCAUCAGGAGCACGUCGACGCAGGAGCAGCUGUUCCUACGAGCCGUCAUCGCAGAGUUCAGGAGGCUGGGACUGGAGGAGGCCACUUUCCAACAGGUGCUGGUGCAGCACCAGGCUCUGUGUCGGGUGGAGGGCCUGCAGCCCGUCGGCGUGUCGGAGGGCCUGGCCGUGUGUCGGCGCCUGGGAGCCUGCAGGCUGCUGCUGCUGGAGCCCAGCCGCCUGGGGGUCCUGCAGAGGCUCUGGCUCAACGUGAGCCAGGACGACGUGCUCUUCGCCCUGAAGGCCGACUGACGAAGAGGAGGAGGAGGAAGCUCUGUCUUUAAUCUGUUUCUGUUUUAGCUGAGGUUCAUCCCUGGUUUUAAAUGU
Molecule: messenger RNA, 2749 nt
Organism: Poecilia reticulata (guppy)
Lineage: Eukaryota; Metazoa; Chordata; Actinopteri; Cyprinodontiformes; Poeciliidae
Source: RefSeq, a predicted model, not a curated record